AUGGCUGUUUUCUUCUCGCUGAUAACGGCCACAACGUUAUUUGCUGUUUUACUUUGCAAUUUAGCAGAAUGUGCAGCGGAAUGCAAGGGCAGCGAGAGAAGAUCAAUUUUAGCUUUCAAAGCUGGAGUAGGAGAUUCCAAAGGACGCUUACAAUCAUGGUUGGAGGGAACCGACUGUUGUCGAUGGCCAGGCAUCACCUGCAACAAAACAAUCGGCGUCGUAACCAGCGUGGAUCUCAGCGGCCACCGCUGGCGGCUGAGCGGAACCGCUAACAUGGCCGCCCUCUUGAGCCUCAGCAACUUAGAGCACCUCGACUUGAGCUGGAACGACUUUGAGAGCGCUGUUAUUGUGCCCAAAAUUGGGCGUCCCACAAAUUUGGCCUAUCUUGAUCUUUCCAACGCGGGUUUCAGCGGCAAGAUACCGGCGGAGUUGGGAAAUUUGACACGCUUAACGACUCUGCAUCUUUCCAAUAUUUAUCGCCUGUCUGUUACAGACUUUGAGGUGAGAGGGUCUCUACAGACAGACAAUGUAAAUUGGCUGCGUAGCUUGGUGGCGCUGGAGCCGCUGUCGUUAGAUGGCGUGGAUUUAUCCCGCAUUGGGAAAAAUUGGGAUUCUGCUGUAUCGAAUCUCAGACAGCUCGCUCACCUUUCCAUGGCUGAAUGUGGUCUGUUUCCGCUCUUUCCCGCUGAGUCCGACAGCUUGAGAAAUCUUUCAGCCUUUCUGCGCGAUCUGGAUCUCAGCGGCAACGGGAACAGGGAUUUUCCGGAACAGAUCCCGGCGUGGCUGCAAAACUUCACGGCUUUGCAAAUGCUGGAUCUCAGCGGCUGCGGGCUUUCUGGUAACGUUUUCCCAUUUCGGAAUCUUUCCCUUCGAAAGCUCAACCUUUUUUCCAACAAUUUAAGUGGGGAUGUUUCUUUUGUUUUCUGUAAUCAGCCGCUUCUCUCUUUCUUGUCGCUCAUGGAAAACAACUUUGGGGACACAAUUCCUACAAAUAUUUCUUUGCCUUCUUUGACCUACCUGGACCUCUCCGGCAAUAAUUUCAGAGGUUCAGUGCUUGAGAGCAUUGCGAGACUGGUGAAGCUCCAACAUCUUGGUCUAGGGUACAACAAUUUCAGCGGGCAAAUACCCGUUUCGUUGUCGAAAUUAUCAUCUCUUAGUUUUCUUGAUCUGGGCGCUGUCAAGCUUGAGCUUUUGGAAAAUCUCACUGGAGUGCAGUUUCUUGUUCUGUCUAACAACAAGCUGACUUUGAAUUUCAGCCCUGCAUGGAAUCCAAGUUUUCAGCUUCAGCAUUUGGGGUUGUCUGGGUGUAAUAUCGGAGGGUGA
Molecule: messenger RNA, 1323 nt
Organism: Cryptomeria japonica (Japanese cedar)
Lineage: Eukaryota; Viridiplantae; Streptophyta; Pinopsida; Cupressales; Cupressaceae
Product: receptor-like protein 38
Exons: 2
Coding region: 1-1323 (440 amino acids)
Molecular function (GO): protein binding
Source: RefSeq, a predicted model, not a curated record